UGACAAGCCGUGAUCAAUCUCACAAGACAAUCGUCACGAUGCUCGUCUCUCCUCUCUUUCCUUCUCCCCCAUAGUUCCUACUAUCACGAAGCUCUCUGAUAUGGCAGCGGCAGAGUGCGGGCCCUCAAACGGCCUGCAGCGCUUCAAGCAGCACACGGACGUCGACCGCACGCUACAGCAAGAUCGUCUCGCCGCACGCAACCACCCGGCUCAAGGCUUCCGCUCUGCAAAUCCGAAUGCUCGCCUUCUUGAUCCAGAAUUCGAGGCAUUCCAAGCUGGGGUGGAGUUGCCACUGCACGACCAAGUCGCUUUCCAACAGCAUGCGAACUUUGGCGGGCCUUCACAAGUGCCAACAUGGGCGUCCGACUUUCAGCGCAUGUCCAUAUCGCAGCCACAUGCGCUCAAGCAGCAGAACUUCAAUACUCAGCCAAGUACAGCAAAUUGGGCUCAAGGCUUUCAGCAGCACAUCGCACAGGCUGCCCCACGACAGCAGAACUCUUCGCCUUCGCCGCAGGCCUUCCAGCAACGGGCACGAUACGGUCUAACUGGUUUUCAAAGCCAAUUUGCUCAACCCAACUACGUUGCGCCUACGUAUCAGUCCAAGGGCAAAGCCCCGGUCCAAGCUGAGCAGUUUGAUGAAGCUGCCUUCGCCGCUGCCUUUGACCAAGCACACGACGACCUGAUGGCGGAUGCAGCUGAAGCAGAAGCGACAGAGCAGGAACAGGAGCAGACCCCGAGUGCACAGGAGCUGUUGGACGAGCUUGAGGCGGAGAAGUUCGAGGCAGCAGUGGAAGAAGCCGCCACAAACAUACUGAAGGAAGAUGGUCAUGACUUGGACAUCGAGGAGAUGCAUCCUAUGGCAAGCAUGCAUGGCGCCGAUAUCGAGUAUGACACGAUGCAUGCGCCGAUGGAAGAGCAACAAGACCAGAUCAACCAGAUCAAUGACGAUGAUGCAUUGGCAGCCACGGCGGAGGAGCUAUUGGAAAAAGUCAAGCACAACCAGUCGGACAAAUUCAAGAACAGUCAAUUCCUGGCCUUGAUGCGAAGGCUGAAGGAUCGCGAAGUGAAGGUAGAAGGCGAUAAGAUGGUUGAGACUACAAAUACCACUUCCGCACAAACGGCAGACGCGACGCUAAAUGCCUCUAGCAUUAACACUGAGCAUACCAUUCCCGGCCCGGCGCAGGCUUCGACAUUCCCAGUCGACACGCGGCCUCCGGAGUAUGGAAUACCACAUGCCGAACAGGAUCAUGACAUGGGCAGAGUCGAUCAAAGAGACGGUCAGGAAGUUGUCGACUUGCUGAAUGAGCGCGGCCCAAUCACAGACGACAUGGAUUCGGAGUACAUGAUGACCUCCGCUUUAUAUCAACCAUGAGCAAGGCGGUGUCACGGGCCUGACGAAAGCUUGCAGAGCGAAUGAACCAUCACUAUACUCCGUGGCCAAAUGCGUACACGCAUAAGAUGGCUGCCGGCUGCUUUUUCAAGCACGAUUUGGACAAGGAACAACCAGCUUGAGCUAGAGCGACACACGAAAAGAAUAUGACUGACGAGCGAUGAUGAAGGGAUGCCAUCUGUGGCAAACAACCUCGCCGAGCAACGUUAUAAUUUAUACACCGUGCAGAGUGCACUAUGGCCACGCGUGAAUGAUGGCGGGAUGGAAGAAGUCAAUGCCCCCAAAGAGUGGUGGACAAUGCCAUUUAGGGACUAGGACGAAACAGAGUCGCCUUUCACCAUCUACCAUAAGGGCCGGUCGGGGCUUUGGUAAGCACGACAUGUUGAGAAUGCGCCAUCGGCAGCCGUGAAGGAGAUAUCGAAGGUCUAGUCGACACUGUAUAUAAUCGCCUGGAAACGGCGAGCGCCUUUGCUCUACAGCAUCGACGACACGCCUCCAGCUCCAGCGCAAUACCAUGUCUGCACCUCCCAACACGCCGCUUCCACCACAACCGUUGCCACCCCGACCUAAGCUCAACUUCGACCUGGCGACGUCUCUGACUUCUCCACUAACGUCUUCACUGAAAGAAGGAAUAUCGGG
Cercospora beticola is the source of this 2029-nucleotide messenger RNA. RefSeq lists its product as uncharacterized. The record is from RefSeq and is a predicted model, not a curated record. Lineage: Eukaryota; Fungi; Ascomycota; Dothideomycetes; Mycosphaerellales; Mycosphaerellaceae.